CUAUCGCAACAGCAGCAGAAAGCUUGGCGACUCGACAUCCUCACAUCCUACAUCAAGAAACCAGAUUGAGUAUGAACUUCACCACCAUCCUUACCUCUCAAAGUGGUUUCCUACUUAUGAAAGAGAUGUUGCAGAGUAGAUUCCAAGGCAUAAGUGGUGCCUUUCGACUAACCGAUGGCAGGCUGAUCCAAAAGGAAUUCGAGAUCGUAAACGUAUUCAGGGGAGAAAGAACAAUUGGUUAUUGGAAUCCAGAAAACGGGAUUACCUCAAUACUGAAGGAAGAAAACCAUAUUGAAACCAAACUGACAUCAUCUAGUAAGCUUGAAAGUGUUAUUUGGCAUGGAGGAACCAAGGCCAUUCCAAAAGGUUUGUUUCUACAUGGCAAGAGGUUGAGGAUUGCGGUUCCAGUAAAGAUUGGAUUCCAAGAAUUAAUUAGAGUGAUUCGUGAUCCCCAAACAAAUGAAACAACUGUAACUGGAUUCUGUGCUGAUGUGUUUAAGGAAGCCAUUAAAAGUUUGGAUUAUGAAGUAAAUCACGAGUUUAUCCCGUCUGUUAAUGUCGACGGAGGACAGUCUAUAAUUUACGACGAGCUUAUCCUGGGGGUUUAUCAGAAGAAUUUCGAUGCUGUUGUGGGGGAUAUAACAAUCCUUGCCAGCAGAUUUCCGUACGUCGAUUUCACACAGCCGUUCACCGAUUUAGGCAUCGGAGUCGUAGUGCCGAAAAUCAACAACAACAGCAUCUGGAUUUUCCUGAAGCCUCUUUCGGUAGAUUUGUGGAUAACAACUGCUGCUUUUUUCAUAUUCACUGGCAUUGUGGUUUGGCUUAUCGAGCAUAGCAUCAACGAUGAGUUCCAAGGCUCACCAUCUGAGCAAAUCGGAACCGUCUUUUGGUACUCAUUCUCAACUCUAGUAUUUGCCCACAAGGAGAAGCUGUUGAGCAACUUGUCAAAGUUUGUGGUGAUAGUAUGGGUGUUUGCUGUGCUUAUAAUAACCUCAAGCUACACUGCAACUUUGACUUCCAUGUUAACAGUCCAGCAGAUUCAAUCGAGCUCAAGAAACGCCGGUGUAGGUACCAGUGCUGAUUUUUUGCUUUUAAGAGGUGUUAACAAAUCCACAUAUGAAAAUCCCGCGAUCAAGCCAUACCAUAAGCCAGAAGAAUAUGCAGAUGCUUUGACAAGGGGAAGCAAGAACGGCGGUGUGUCGGCCAUUAUUGAUGAAAUACCAUACCUUCAAAUAUUCCUUGCUAAGUACCCUUCCGAUUACACCAUGACCAAAUCCAUGGCUAAAACAGGCGGUUUUGGUUUCGCUUUCCCUAAAGGUUCCCCACUUGUCCAAGACAUGUCGAGUGCAAUUUUGAGGCUAAGGGAGGAAGGAAAGCUGAAGAUGAUGGAGGAUAAAUGGUUUAACAGUACCGAGCCAAUCUUAUCAAACCAAGACUCAGCAAGUACUGUCACCAGCAGACUAAGCGUUCAUAGCUUUGGGGGUUUAUUUCUUGUGACCGCCGUCUCUUCCUCCGCAGCUCUGCUUGUAUGCCUCUUUCAGAAACGAAGAUCCAUCUCGGUCAGCAACUUCAAAUCCUACCUCAACUGUGGUAUAGACUCUGUAAAAGGCUACUUCAGGUCUUCAAGGUGAAAAUAUUUGGAAGAUGAAAAAUCCGACCUACGUUGAUGAUAAUG
Messenger RNA from Hibiscus syriacus, 1675 nucleotides. RefSeq names its product glutamate receptor 2.8-like. Gene Ontology annotation, molecular function: glutamate-gated receptor activity. The transcript has 4 exons. The record is from RefSeq and is a predicted model, not a curated record. Lineage: Eukaryota; Viridiplantae; Streptophyta; Magnoliopsida; Malvales; Malvaceae. The coding region runs from base 72 to 1631 and encodes 519 amino acids. Gene Ontology annotation, cellular component: plasma membrane.